Molecule: messenger RNA, 499 nt
Organism: Pygoscelis adeliae (Adelie penguin)
Lineage: Eukaryota; Metazoa; Chordata; Aves; Sphenisciformes; Spheniscidae
Exons: 4
Coding region: 1-375 (124 amino acids)
Biological process (GO): mitochondrial electron transport, cytochrome c to oxygen
Source: RefSeq, a predicted model, not a curated record
AUGACGCGCGGAUUUCGACCCGGGCCUCCACGCUUUGCCGCCCUACAAAGCAGCGAAGAUUCAGGAUCUCCGCGCCACAAGCCGGCCGGUACCGUUCGCAAGGUGAGCCUGAGGUGGGCUUUGGGGUCCCGUGGUACGACUGUAAAGGCCACAGCAAAGCGAAUCGUGGUGCGAAUGGCUUCAGGGUCCUUCCCUGCAACCUUCUGCUUCGGUGGUACAGAUGAUGAGCAUUGCAGUAUGAGGGGCAACAGUGAUACUAACCUCCCAUUUUCUGUGGACAACAAAUGGAGAUUGCUCGCAGUGAUGUGUGGGUUUUUUGGAAGUGGAUUUAUCGCCCCUUUCGUUAUAGUCAGACACCAGCUUCUUAAGAAAUGAAGAGGACAGACUGUAAUUGUGCUAAAUGGAGUUGAAGUCUUCUACACAUCAUCUUUCAGUGGGAAAAGGAUAGCUGCAAUUGUGUACCAUGCUGGAUGUGUCUAAAUAAAAUCUUAAAUCUGAA